Miscanthus lutarioriparius is the source of this 426-nucleotide messenger RNA. The record is from the annotation of a GenBank genome assembly. NCBI's taxonomy places the organism in Eukaryota, Viridiplantae, Streptophyta, Magnoliopsida, Poales, Poaceae.
AUGACCAAAUGGCAUCUUUGCAACCCUAGGCUGGUGGUGUGCGGCGACAUGCUUCUCAUGGUUGGCUGCCGAAAGGAUUUCCAUGUGAUAGGGUCUGUAUUUGAAGCUUACCGUCUUGACACUUCGACUGAACUUGCAAAGUGGGUGAAGGUGGAGAGGUUGGAGAAAUGGGCGAUAUUCAUCAGCAAUGACUCGAGAGCUCAGCCACUACCGUGGAUGAACCCAGAGAGGUUGGGAGGGAGGAGCAACCGUGUAUACUGCUAUGAUUCUGGUUCUGGCCAUUUGGUUGCAUUUGAGUUGGGCAAGCCACUGCAUGGAGAUGAUGCCCCCAAAUCUGAUGUCUUUAGUUUCUCAUGUUACAGCAGCAUGGUGCAACCUAUAUGGAUUGUCCCCAGUAUGUUCUCUUUGUGCUGUGAUGGCCAAUGA